Molecule: messenger RNA, 2014 nt
Organism: Podospora pseudopauciseta
Lineage: Eukaryota; Fungi; Ascomycota; Sordariomycetes; Sordariales; Podosporaceae
Exons: 4
Coding region: 579-2006 (475 amino acids)
Biological process (GO): regulation of DNA-templated transcription
Cellular component (GO): nucleus
Molecular function (GO): DNA-binding transcription factor activity, RNA polymerase II-specific; zinc ion binding
Source: RefSeq, a predicted model, not a curated record
CCUCAUCUGAACUUCUCGACUGCAUCUCGAAGGGACUCGAAUGUUGAACUCGAGAUGAAAUGUUUUGGCCCCAAGUCAUACACCUGGGGCAUGUGUCUUCGCGCCCGCGCCAAUCACCAAACAUGCCAGGCUAUGCAUUCGAACAAGCAAUCAACCGUACUCCCACUGACUACGGACAGUGAAAAAGAUCCCAGUUAAAGCAGCUGCGGCUCCCUUUAUGUAUAUGACUGCAAGAUAGGCCUCCCCUCCAAUGACCAGCGGGAGCACGAUUGAGCCGUUUUACUUUCACGGAACUUAUGAGACGCAUUUGGACGAUCCUACGUGGGGAGGCUUGUGGUACGAAUCCUUUAUAGGUACCCCUCGGUUACGUGGAUUCGGACAAACAGGCCAUGUUGCCCUUCAGCUGAUAUCCCAACCAACCCGUCCUUUUUGUUUAUGCUUGCUUACGUUGACCGCCAUCUUAAACCUUGUAACCUACCGUCCGACGGUUCGCGUCUGUCGAGCAAGUUGUCAACUUAAUUAUCAAUCAACCAUCUGUCGAUACAUAUCUAUAAGCGACACUCUGGGAGCCACAAAAGAUGAGCACAAACACUGCCCGCAAGGCCGGCGAACAGCCAAAGCGUCGUGCCUGCGACGAAUGCCGAGGCCGAAAGCUCGCCUGUUCCAAAGAAAUCGAUGGAUGCGCUCGAUGCAAGCGCGAAGGCAUCAAAUGCGUCUACUCGCCUCAGAAACCCAUGGGAAGGCCGAGAAAACGAGCACAUGUUAAGAUUGACGCCACUGAAAACACUGAAACCAAUGCUCAGAAAGACAAGCCAAAUGUCGUUACCGCAGAGACUGCACCAGCCCUCCCGGCCCUCCCGGCGAACAUCACCCCUAUUCCACCUUUCAACCCCGACGACUUUGCACUUCCAGAGUUCGACCCAACCCUCGCCAUGGAUCUCGACUUCUCCUUCCUCGACAUGAGCAACGCCGACCUCAACUUCAUAGACAUCAUCGACCCCUCCACUCAAUUCCCACCCAACCAGUACCUCCCCACUGACCCCCUCCCACAACACCUCAACCCAUUACCCCCCAUCGAGCCCAUCAACAAAACCCCCGUAUCCGAGCCCCCAGGACAGUUCUUCGCCUUCGGCACCGACCUCGGACAGAUCGAUUUCAAUUCUUCCGUUUGCCAACAACCCCCCACCAGCCAAGCACCCGAGAUCUCCCAAGAAGACGUCGCCAAAAUCUUCUCCAUCCCCAACAACAUCCCCACCAUCCCCGACGAUUGUUCCGUCCCCAGUCUUUCCCCGGGAGGGAGCUCUUCCUCAUCCUCCUCCUCCCCCAGCGCCGACCCUCAUUCCAACGACCCCCCAACAUGCAGCUGCCUAGCCUCGCUGUACCUAGCAAUGGAAUCAGUAAAAGUCCUCCCCAAAUCCAUCUCCCGCGCCAUGCGCAUCACCCGAGCGGCCUCCCGAACAGCCCACGACUCCAUCCUCUGCAAAGUCUGCAGCGACGUCCCCUUGUUCAACCCGGAUAACCCGGGCACGUUGGCCAAGCCGCCGAUGGUGUCGCUUCAGUCGCUCAUGAUGCUCGGGGCUCUGCUUCCAUCCCUCUCGAACGCGUACAUGAGGAUAUUGACAAUGGUUGAUCAGGAAGCUGCUGCUGCUGACAGGGAAAGGCGGAAGAUUGUGUUUACGCUUUCCGAGUAUGGGGGUUUGUGGGGGACGUUGGCCGAGCAGGAGCCCUACCAGUGCGGGGCGGCGGAGAAGCUGGAGGGGAGGGUGAUGGAGGCGGGGUUGUGGAGGUUGACGGUUAGGGCACUGCUCAAGAUUGAUGUUUAUGGGGUGCAGGAUGUGGAAUGUAGGGAUGUGAGGAUAUUGGGGUUGAAGGAUAUUAUUGGGAUGAUGGAGGAGAGAUCGAGGAGGAGGCAUAGGUUGAUGGAUGAGUUGGUCGAACGGGGGCCGACUUGUUUGAGGAUUAUUGAUAUUGCUAAGAGGAGUAUGGAGGAGUUGAUUAUUCCUUAGGUUGGGGG